Messenger RNA from Rattus rattus (black rat), 2536 nucleotides. RefSeq names its product KIAA0895 ortholog (gene Matcap2). The transcript is spliced from 7 exons. Lineage: Eukaryota; Metazoa; Chordata; Mammalia; Rodentia; Muridae. Bases 478 to 2079 code for a protein of 533 amino acids. The record is from RefSeq and is a predicted model, not a curated record.
GCCUUAGGAACUUGUCUCUGGUGUUCUUAAACAUUUGCCACUGUUACAAAGUGAUUUUCAUCAUUGUUAUUAUUAUUCAUUUAUUACGCAGACUCUUCCUGUUGGUCAGGCUUCUUGCUGAAAUGUCAGUCAAUCAAUGGGACCGAACCGAAUGAUGAGAGUAGCUGAGAAACACACCCUGUGCUACCCAGACUCUCCUGCACCCUGCAGUGUUUCAGAUGCUUGCUUUCUUCCAAUAGAACUUGAUUGGGAUAAGAAUACUGACGAAAAUAUGAUCCUUUUUCCUUUUUGCUUUGAAAUAGCAAUAAAUACGGCAGCCUGGUGACAUGGGCCUAUAACCCUAGCUACUGGGAAGCUGCAACAGAGAGACGGCAAGUUCAAGGUCCUUCUGGGUAACUUACUGAGUGCCUAUUCCAACAUAACGUAAAGGGGCUGGACACUGGGCAUGUGGCCCGGUCGAGAGAGUGCUUGCCUAGCAUGCAAGAAACCCUGCCCCUGGUGCCCAGCAGUGCACACUUAGAACCCAACCACCCAAGAUCUGGAGAAAAGCUUCACUGGCCUGAGCAUGAACUUGCUAAGAAGUUUGUUCUAAAUGCAGAAGAGGCAUUGACCAUUGACAGCAAGAGAAGCUUUUCCAGUCUGUCCUCUGGAGUUCUCAAGGACACUUUCACAACUGGAACCAGUAGUUACAAUGUUCUACUUCAGAGCAAGGAGGAGAGAAAGCACCAUUCACAAAAGCGGUUUUCCUCUGCCCACUCCAAACGACAUAGAAAGCCCAGCAAAUCUCCUAGUUCCUCUCAUAGCAAAGAUUCUAGCAGGACACCAGCCCUGGUGCCUGUGACAAGCACCGGUACUUGGUACUGCCUAGACAGGCAGUCUGCUGUUCUUGUCACUAGUUCAGUACCAAGUCCUGUAAAGUUUACCCGUGAUAUCUCUGUUACAGGAAGCGGCCUCGCACUGCCACCCAAACCGAAAAACAAGGUCAAACGGCGCAACCUGACCCCUCUGCCAAAGCCAAAGCAGCAGCCUCAGCUGUGCAGAAGCUUUGAGAAAGGAGAUGACUUUUCUGGGAAAAAGCUCUGUAUAUUGACCGCUAUAAAGCCCAUCAACCUGGAGAAGGAAAAGCUGAGGUUCUUCAAGUCUGACUACACUUACAACCCUCAGUUUGAGUACGCCAAUCCCUCUCUGCCAGGCGUGUUAGCCAAGCACAGCCACGCCUCUGACCGCUUCCUUAAGCAGUCCAUCAAUAUUAUGGAGCUGACUUUACAGAAAUAUGGAAGUUAUGAAAAAUUUGAACAAGCUACUGGUGGUAGCUUGUUGUCUAAAACCCGUAUCUGGAGUCAUGUUAGGAAGUACAUGAUGAAGGAAGGCUGCCUGGGAGAGAUUGUAGUUCAUCUCACUGAAGACCUGCUUUCCAGGGCAUCCAUGACAGUGGUAAACGGAUGUCCGACUCUAACGAUCAAUAUUUCUACUGCACGAGAGCACUGGCUGGAGGGCAUGCUGAGGCAUGAGAUAGGCACACAUUACUUUCGGGGUAUUAACAACCUUCAGCAACCCUGGAACAGUUGGAUUGGCCGCAAAAAACACGAGCUAAAGCCAAACAACCCUACGGAGGAAGGACUGGCGAGCAUUCACAGUGUCCUGUUCAGAAAAGACCCCUUUCUGUGGAGGGCCGCCCUCCUGUACUACACAGUCUAUCAAGCCAGCCAGAUGUCUUUCUGUGAACUCUUCAAAGAUAUUGGCAGGUUUGUCAAGGACCCAAAUACACGAUGGGACUAUUGUGUAAGAGCCAAGAGGGGAUGGACUGACACUUCCCAGCCAGGGUGUUUCAGUAAAGACCAGGUGUACUUGGAUGGAAUCCUUCAAAUCCUUCGAUUCAGAGAGUCCAUAGACUUUCAUCUGCUGACUACCCUGGGCAAGGUAUCUUACGAAGAUGUGGAUCGCUUAAAAGAGUUGGCAGUUACUGAGAACAUGCGAGUCCCACAUUUCCUUCAUGAUCACAGCCGGUACAUGGAGCACUUGGAGAAGAUCAUGGAGGUGAACGAGCUGACAGAUGCUGAGCUGAAACACCUCAUCUAAGCAGCAGAGCCCGCUCCUCGCGGCUGUUAGCAGCUAGGGCACCGGGUACCUGCAGAACGAGAGGAGAGCCGCUGACAUCCGCUUGCUGAAGACCAGCUCUCAGGAUCCAGCUGAAAUUCUAGGUUAUGUUAGACCUGAAACUAUUUUCCUAAAACACUUCUGUAGGCUGCGGGUGGAAAUCAUGUCUCUUUUCAUUGCGAUCUCUCCAGAGACAAACGAGGAUUCUGCUGCGAUGACUCCAGGAUGAGUUGUAGACCUGCGCACCAAGGCCAGCUCUGGACUGGAGGUAGCCAAAUCCCGCUCUGCUGUGUAAAUGCCAAGGUUCUAUUUCCUCUGCUAAACAGUGGGAGUUGUUGUUCUUUGAAAUACCCAUUUUGUAACACCCCAGAAGGCUAGCAAUAUCUAAGAGUUCUUAUUUUUCUUAUUUUAAGUGAUAUUAAAAGGAGAUUGAAAAUUU